This is a messenger RNA of Terrapene triunguis (Three-toed box turtle), 519 nucleotides long. RefSeq names its product host cell factor 1-like. Gene Ontology annotation, molecular function: transcription coactivator activity; protein binding. The annotation marks the transcript as partial. NCBI's taxonomy places the organism in Eukaryota, Metazoa, Chordata, Testudines, Emydidae. Gene Ontology annotation, cellular component: histone methyltransferase complex. Gene Ontology annotation, biological process: chromatin remodeling; regulation of DNA-templated transcription. The transcript is spliced from 3 exons. The record is from RefSeq and is a predicted model, not a curated record.
CCACCAACCAGUGGUUCAUCCCGGCUGUGCGGGGCGACAUCCCUCCCGGCUGCGCCGCCUACGGCUUCGUGUGCGACGGCACCCGGCUGCUGGUCUUUGGGGGCAUGGUGGAGUACGGCAAGUACAGCAGCGACCUGUACGAGUUGCAGGCCAGCCGCUGGGAGUGGAAGAGACUCAAGGCCAAGACCCCCAAGAACGGGCCGCCCCCCUGCCCCCGCCUGGGCCACAGCUUCUCGCUUGUGGGCAACAAGUGCUACCUGUUUGGGGGGCUGGCAAACGACAGCGAGGACCCCAAGAACAACAUUCCCAGGUACCUGAAUGACCUGUACAUCCUGGAGCUGCGCCCGGGCUCCGGCGUGGUGGCCUGGGACAUCCCCAUCACGUACGGGGUGCUGCCCCCACCCCGCGAGUCCCACACUGCCGUGGUGUACACCGAGAGGGACAACAAGAAAUCCAAGCUCGUCAUCUACGGGGGCAUGAGCGGCUGCCGCCUCGGCGACCUCUGGACGCUGGACAUCG